Molecule: messenger RNA, 5712 nt
Organism: Liolophura sinensis
Lineage: Eukaryota; Metazoa; Mollusca; Polyplacophora; Chitonida; Chitonidae
Exons: 22
Coding region: 94-1998 (634 amino acids)
Molecular function (GO): metal ion binding; RNA binding; protein binding
Source: RefSeq, a predicted model, not a curated record
AUGGCGGAUGCGUGGUGAAAUAAUAACUUGACAGUUUGCUUCAAUUUAAAUGCAUGAAGCGCGCGAAUACUCUCGGAUGAUAAAUCAAGAAAAAUGGUAUUGUCUACAGAAGACGCAUUCGAAGCCCUAGAAUUACCAUAUGGGUCUGACUUUGACUCUAUAAGAACCAGUUACAAACGUUUAGCAUUGAAAUGGCACCCAGAAAAACAUAACCAUUCGCUGGAGUCAGUAAAGAAAUUUCAGUCUAUAAGUUUAGCAUUCAAAAAACUGUCCGGGGAGGAGGAUUCAGAUGAGGACUCCGAUUCAGACUUGAAAAUGGAUGACAUGUUGCACCAGUUUAAAGAGGUGUUUUUCUAUGAACCUGCAAGGGCUUUCAAUGGUUUUGAUUCAUCUGAUGAUGAUGAGAGUGAUGAUGAUGAUGAUGACGAUGAUGAUGGAUUUUUAUCAUCUCGUAUUUAUCCAAAUAGAGGAAAAAUCUCAGAUUCUAAAAGAUCAGAUAAACUCCCAAAACUCACAGAUGAGGAGAUUAAUAAAAAUGCCCAAGAAUUAAUAUCAGAAGAAGAAAAGGAAAAAAGAAGAGCAGAGAAACGAAGAGCGAAAAAGAAGAGACAACGAGAAAGAAAAAAAUUAGAAAAACAGGUUCAAAAUACAACAGAUGAUAAAAAACCAAGCCAAAAAAAGUCAGAUACCACAGACUCUAAAGGAAAGUCACAUAAAAAAGAUAAAAAACCUACGGAAUCCUCAUCAGAUGAAGAUGAUUUUGACCAGAAUUCCGCUUUUUUCACAAAAGUUGUAAAUAAAAAGAAAAAGGGGACAGGCACAGAACAACCUGUGGGAAGUAGAAAAGAUAAAAACAAAGAGAAGCAAAUGACACAAAGUAAAGGCAAUGAUGAAGAGACGGAAGAGCUAGAUCCUGUAGUAUUGCGAAGUCGCCAGCUAGCGAUUCGAGGAAAUGAGAUGGCUCAGUUAGGGCAUUACAGCGCUGCUAUAGAUUUAUUUACAGAGGCUAUUAAAUUAGACCCAAGUGAUUUCAGAUUUUUUGGAAACAGAUCUUAUUGUUUUGAUAGAAUACAGCAAUAUGAUAAAGCAUUGAGAGAUGCGGAAAAAGCCAUAUUAUUAUCUCCAGAUUGGCCUAAAGGGUAUUUUCGAAAAGGAAGAGCAUUAGCAGGCUUAAAGUUUAAUGCUGAUGCUGAACAAGCAUUUAUGCAAGUUUUAAAGCUCGAUAAAAAUUGUGAAGACGCUAUGCAGGAGUUAUUACGUGUUCGGACGCAACAACUUAUAGAGAUGGGGUUUUCUAGGCAACAGGCAGAGACAGCUAUAAAGCAACAUGGCACUGUGCAAACAGCAUUAGAUUCCCUUUUAGCCGUCGUGGCAGAAAAUUCCUUAGCAACUGAGGUAUAUAUGUCAGAUGACGAUGAUUUGACGCCCCACUCACCUGCCCCACCCCCUCCCAGACAACAGAUUGUCCCUCACAUACAUACAGCUUCUACAGAUACCAAAAUGGAUCCUUGUAACCCAGAAGGUCUGACAGCUCUGUGGGUGGGGAACGUUCUGCCUGAAGUCAGCGACAAAAAACUUUCACAGAUGUUUUCAAGAUACGGUGAGGUGACCAGUGUUAGAUGUUUACCCGAUAAAUUCUGUGCUUUCGUUAAUUUCAAACACAAAGACUCGGCUGGUCGUGCCAUGCAUGGUUUACAGGGUGUGGAGUGUGGAGGACAGCGCUUGCUCAUCAAGUUCCCCGACAACCCAAUUGUAAGUGGUGGAGAGGUGACACUACGGAAAAAUGCUGAUACAUCCUCCUCUUCUACUACUACUACUUCCCCUAGUAACAGUAAAAUCCAAGGCGUUAAGAAUUUGCCGAAACAGACUGGGCCUGUAAAUGGAGAUGAGUGUUAUUUCUGGAGGACGACGGGCUGCCAGUUUGGGGACAAAUGUCGUUAUAAACACAUACCAUCACAUAAGGGACUUGAUAGAAAACCAUGGCAAAAAGUCAAGUAGUCAAUGGCUAGUGUAGUCAUCAUCUGGCAAUAUUUUUUUUUUCUAUUUUAAAAAAACAAGAAAGAUGAAUAUCUGCAGAAUGCAGAGUAUACACAUUUCCUUAUGAAAUGUUGACAGGUUUUGUUUGAAAAUCUCACUAUUCUGGUGAUCAGCUGAGAGUAGAUGUCUGAAGGGAGAUCUGCAGUAUUACAUGUAACUUUUCUGACAAGGGUUAUUUCCCCUGUUUUUUUGCUCUCCCCAACCAGUUAAAUAAUUAUUUGACACACAUUCUGUGUUGUUUUUUUUUCUCAAGAUUUCUUUGCUCUUGUAAUUUUGUGAUAAUGAGUGUAUUGAUUUUUUUUUUUUUUUUACAACUAACUAAAGCAGCUGACUGCUUUCUGAUCCGAACAAAUCAAGUGUAUUAAGUUCUCGUACAAUUAGUAACCUGAACAUAAAAACUUCACUAAAGAAAGGUGUUGAAUUAUGUGGUAAGAAUUUUAAGCUUGACCCGCUCUGCACAGAUCCAUGCUUUACUGUACUCUGUAUCUAAUCCACAAGUCUGUAAACCCAAAUCAGCAUUGGAAUGUGGAAUUACUCUUGUUUUUGUUCAUUUUUGUUUUUUUUUCGUCCAAUAGUGCUGAUGUUUAAGGCAUGUGUGGUCCUGAUUCGGUUAUGAGUUGCCAUUACACUUUGUAGUCAUGCUCUCCUGAAGACAGACUGAUUGACAUUGAUUUAAUUUGUCUGAGCAUUUAUCUGUUACUUGUGCAUUAGCCCGGAAAAAAGAUGGCAAUGUUGCUCAUGCCUUUAGUUUCUCAUGGGUGAUAUUUAUAUUUUCAUGUGGCCUGUUCUACCUCCAUUUAGGCAGAUAUUUGGUGGCUUGAUUUUGAGAAAAAUGAAAUAAAAAAGCCUGUUCUGAAACAAUCACGUAGAGCCUACUUACAGGAAAUAUAAGAUCUAUUGAAUCAUGUAAUAAAUUGUAAAAUAAUAUAUCCAAGUAUCUGUGACCAGGCUUCUUAUUGGAUGAGGCUUUCAUAUCAGUUACAAAGAUAUGAAGUUUUCAGCAUUCUUGUUUAAGACUAUUUGCAAACGAUAUCUGAUAGAAACAUUCGAUUUUCUGUUGAGACCAUGGUAACGCAUCAUAUUGAUACGCACAUACUUUUAAAAUUAAUCCAGAUACGGCUUAUAGAUUUGAGUUUGUAUCAUUGCUAAAAGUAAUAUAAGGUUUCAAAAUAUCACACUAUAAAAUUAAGACCAUUACUAAAAGUACAAUGCUACAGGUAUAAAACUACAUAACUUGUAUGAACUUGAAAGUCGUGGUGAAAGAUGAUUCUCCAUUUUUGUCAAGCUCCAUAUGCAUAUAGGGUUUGGAAUACCUUUAAAACCUGUAUCAUUUCCCCAUAACUACUUUCCAUAUGAGAAUGAAGUGAACAGUGUCCAGAUGUCUAAAUGUUGCUGUUUUUGUUAUCUUAGAAAUGACCAUAGACCAUUAGGAUUUUGUGAGAGAGACUAUUUGUUUGUUUUUGAUUACAGCAUUUUGAUUCACGUCUUACUGAUAAUCUUUCUGAUCUCAGCUCAGUAUUACAAAGUAACAUAUCGGUGUUCGUGGUCUGAAAACGUCUAAAACUGUCAGUAUAUACAAUUCCAUGGUUGAUUUUAUGGUGCAAUCGUAAUUUCCACUUUGGCUUAUAUUUAUAUCCAAGGCAGUGGCGUGAACUUUUGGGCCACACGAUAGGAAAAUUCUGAACUGUCGAUCUCACAAAAGUCAAAUCUAGUAGCCGCCGAGUCGACAGGGUAGAUUGGAUGUGGGAUUUUCGGAGUACGGUCUUCCGCUUUGUGAGUGCCACUGCGCUUGUGUGUGAUAUCUGCAUGAUGUUACAGUUGGCGUCUACUUCUAGCCUCUCGCCUUUUGCUUAUCAUUUCCAUUAUGCACUUCCUUAUAGUUGUCCGCGCCAGGUAGAGCCACUUUAUUUGUGAAAUAAAAAGAAGUAAAGAAAGUAAAAUGGUCUGCUAAGAAGACGCGGCACGCCGACUCGACAUGGUUGAAACUUGAUCGGAAUGAUUGCUGGUAACAUCAUUUACGUACCAGUAUUACCUACAUCUUCCUCUGGACUGCCGGCUAAAAAUGAUGUGAACAUUUACAGGGAGAAGAGGGUUGCGUGGUCAUUGAAAUGCUUUCAUAGAGACACAUUACGUCGCUAAGGUGAUAUUAAGAGGACACCGAAUCCCUCCCGUCUUUGUUUUUAAAGUUCACUGGCCUCUAAGGUAUGAUAAAUAGUCAACCAGUCGGGGUUGUAAGAAUAUUACACAGAUGCUUUAAGAAAACCCCAGAGAUUAAAGUAAUGGAUUUAGGGCCUGCUAUUUAUUGUCGUUCACUGUCCCAAGCGAACAGAACUAAAAGUACAAAUAGCCUUCAUUGCAUUCUUUGUAUAAACAGUAUUUUGUAAGUUCACAAAUAUAUUAAGUUCAUCAGUUUGGAAAAGUCAUUUCAGCAUGUUUUAUCCGGUAACUGGUCUUCCGUAUGGCAUUUGUGAUAUAUCGCCAUAAAUCUUACAAAGUUGUGAUGGGCAAUGCACGUGGUUAAAAUAAUUCCCAUAGGUUAGGGAGGAAAUGGACGAAGUACCAGGGUCCAUUCCUCAGCCGUUUUCUGACCCGAGUGAAAAAUGUUAAACCAGCUUAUUGUUUUUGUUAUGGAAGCUAAAUCUUUACUCAUUUGUCCUAUCAUAACGCCGAUGGGGGAUCAAAAUUUUAAUUUCCAGGGUGUAAACAUAAGCUAUGAAGUCGUACUUUGACUGCUACAAAUUGAGUAAUGGCUUAGUGUGCCUCCAGGAGUGGCUUGGCUUCGGCAUAUACAUCUGUAGCACACAAAGAGCUCUGGCGUAAUGAAUUAAGGCGUGUCUAGACAGUAGUGAUCUUGAUAUACUAUAUCACAAAAUGGUUUGCCCAUUCUAGUCUCUGUUCUGCCAUUUUCCAACUUUAGGACGCAGUUUGGUCAGGUUAUGUAUGUUCGGGAAAGCUUUGGUUAGGUUUCGUCUCGCAGAGCGAAUUUUGUAAAGAAACGAGUGAUAUUUUGUACACGUCUUGCACAAGGUCUUAAACUGCUCUUCAGUCCGCAUAUGUUAUUCUUAGCUCAUUGGUUUUGCGAAUCAAAGUCUUCGAUCCAGAUUUUGUUUUUCUUCCAACUGUAUACAUUGUUAUUACUGCAUGAAGAAUUCGUUGUGUGGCGAAUUAAACAGUCUGGCAGUUCAAUGCCGCCAGGAACUGAUUUCCACAAAGCCAGUUGUCUCUUGUGUCAAAAUUUGACAGUAAUUUAUCGAUCCUAUGAGUUAAUAUAAAGGAAAACCUAACCUCUGUUAUGUUGUUAAAAUCCAAUUCGAACUUCGUUGUCCAUAAGCUAAAAUACACUGGUACUGAAUUUUUCAAUUUUGACCCAAGUCGAGAAUCGCUUUGUGGAAUCCGUCCGUGUAAUAUACAUGUUAAUUUGAGCCUUUUGUUAGCAAACUGAUAUUUCAUUAUACGUCAAAUAGAGAGGUCCUUGAAUGAAUUCUUAUACAGAACUUCCAAAUUGAUUUUGUGCCUAAUUUUUUUUUUUAUAAGAGUCAAUUACUGUUGCCAGUGACACGCGGGAGUCCAGAAAAGUUAUAUCCUGUUGUAAAAAUACAUGUUACUGAACAUUUGAAAAACCUUAAAAAAAAUACUUAAUAAAACCGUCUUGCUGUACAGCAAAGUCUAUACUAA